This is a messenger RNA of Lentinula edodes (shiitake mushroom), 615 nucleotides long. RefSeq lists its product as uncharacterized. The record is from RefSeq and is a predicted model, not a curated record. NCBI's taxonomy places the organism in Eukaryota, Fungi, Basidiomycota, Agaricomycetes, Agaricales, Omphalotaceae. The annotation marks the transcript as partial. The transcript has a single exon.
AUAUUCAAAGUUCAGCAGGUUCUUAAUAACGAAGGAGACCUUGAUAGCGAGGUCAAGGUGAUCAAAGACUAUUGGCUACCUAAGAACUCCUGCACGGAACUAGAAAUUCAUUUAGCUAUCGAAGCUGAUAUUCAGAAGGUUAACGCCGUCCCAAACCUAGACCGGAGCGCUUUCAAUAGAUAUUGUGUCAAGGUUGAAGCCUGCGAGAAAGUUCCGGUACCCUCUACAACUGAGAAGGGACAUACUCCUGACUCCAACUCGAAUUUCCUUCAGGGACAAACUAUUCCUUCCGACGUCAAGUGUUUCACAGUCUCAAUACAAUCCUCUACUUACCAAUGGGUAAUGAGUGUGAGCAUCCCAGCCUCAAUUAUGAUGGAAUCUGGGCCGGAACGCCAACGGCGUCAAGAAACUGUCCUCCGUGAAGCUACGGCUGUCCAUCUCGCGAGACUCGACCGUAGGACCUAUGCACCCAAAGUCCAUUGUCGACAACUAUCGGAGUAUGCAGGAGAACCGCUGGAUCAGAUGAUGGACUGGAAUAUUGUUUUGAAGGCAUUAGAAUCGCUAAUUAUUGGUAAAGCUUGUUUAUCAUCUUCUGGAAGUAAUUUUAAACAAUAG